This is a messenger RNA of Cladophialophora psammophila CBS 110553, 369 nucleotides long. RefSeq lists its product as uncharacterized. Bases 1 to 369 code for a protein of 122 amino acids. Lineage: Eukaryota; Fungi; Ascomycota; Eurotiomycetes; Chaetothyriales; Herpotrichiellaceae. The record is from RefSeq and is a predicted model, not a curated record. The transcript has a single exon.
AUGAAAAGGACAUCGCUCGGCCUUUACAGGACGAAUAUCCCAGUGUGGUAUUUCUUUUACGGCACCCUCGGCGAUCCAGAAGUCCUCAAACACCAUCUCAACUUGGACACCGAAGCCUCUCUCAUCCCGGCUCAUGUCGAGGGGGGUGAUGUUCGACUCUGGGCAGGAAAAUACAAAGCCCUGGUGGAUUCGCCAGGAUCAGCCAAGGUGUUUGAAAGCGGGUUUCUCGUCCAGUCCCGAGAAGAGGACGCGUUGAGAUUUUACGAGACGGACAAGUAUGAAGCUGUGCGAUGCCGCAUUUUCACGGACGAUGGGAUUUUCAGAGGGCUGACCUUUCGGUUUGAUGGGGUACCGGAGGAUCUAGCAUAG